AUGCAACCCGCAUGGGUAGACGACAUCAGUCCCCAAACCCGUCCUGUGGAUCACGCCUCCUACCCGCCACUGACGCCAGAGGAGGUUGCUUACAUACCUGUGUGGCACUGUGAGGACGGGGGCUUGAAGUUGCACGGGCGCACGGUGUGCCAAGGUGCCGCUGGAGACGAAGCGAACACGACGGUGCUGGCGAAGGUCUUCCUCUGCAUGCGCACCAGCCUGGACGCCGCCGAGUCGAGGGCCAUGGGGGUCAUCAAGAACUUGCCCAGCAGGUGCAGAGAAGAGGACGUGCUAGAUAUGAUGUCGCAGCUGGGCUUUGGAUCCGAUAUCACCGCUUUCGAGAUGCCGACGCGCGUCGGAAAGGGCAACAGAAAGCUGAACAGGGGGUUCGCAUUCGUGUACUUCCGUGACGAGGGGGUGUGCCGGCGGUUCGUGCAGGACGCGGAGGGGUACCGCGGUUUCGGGGAGCAUUCCAGCAGCAGGGCCAUAUCCGUAACCUUCUCCUCGGAUUUCUCCGGCGGAACGACGGGUGGUCCUCGGCAGGAACGUCCGGGAAGACGGAGGGCGAGUUGA
Molecule: messenger RNA, 573 nt
Organism: Prorocentrum cordatum
Lineage: Eukaryota; Dinophyceae; Prorocentrales; Prorocentraceae
Source: the annotation of a GenBank genome assembly